AUGGCAACCUCCUCUUUACAGAAAGCCAUCGAACUGGUAACUACAGCCACUGAAGAGGAUAAGGCAGGCAAGUACGAAACUGCACUCACAUACUACGAUCAAGCGAUAUCAUACUUUAUACACGCUAUUAAAUAUGAGGCUCAAGGAGACAAGCAGAAAGAAACCAUUCGUUCCAAAUGCACCACCUAUUUGAACCGAUACGAGCAAAUAAAGAAAUUUCUGAAGGAAGGUAAAGACAAGAAGCCUGUGAAGGAUGGAGGAAAGGACUCCAAAGAUAGCGAUUCCGAUGAGGAUGCGGACAAGAAGAAACUUCAGGAUAAGCUAUCCGGUGCUAUUGUCAUGGAGAAGCCGAACGUGAAAUGGAGUGAUAUCGCCGGGCUAGAAACAGCAAAAGAGGCACUUAAAGAAGCAGUUAUUUUGCCUAUAAAAUUCCCUCAACUCUUUACCGGGAAUCGGAAACCGUGGCGAGGUAUCCUUUUGUUCGGUCCACCAGGUACGGGUAAAUCGUACAUAGCCAAGGCAGUUGCAACAGAAGCUGAUAAUUCAACGUUCUUCUCUGUUUCCUCAUCAGAUCUCAUGUCUAAAUGGCUCGGCGAAUCUGAGAAGCUUGUGAAAAACUUGUUUGCUCUUGCCCGGGAGCACAAACCGUCCAUUAUUUUCAUCGACGAGAUUGACUCAUUGUGCUCAUCGCGAUCAGAUAAUGAAAGUGAGAGCGCACGGCGUGUAAAAACAGAAUUUAUGGUGCAGAUGCAAGGUGUUGGCAUGAAUAACGAUGGCAUACUUGUGCUUGGAGCCACUAACAUUCCGUGGAUACUAGAUGCCGCCAUUAGGAGGCGUUUCGAGAAGAGAAUCUACAUUCCUUUGCCUGAGGCUAACGCACGAAAAGAUAUGUUCCGACUCGAUGUUGGGCGUAAUAACAACAACCUGACUGACAAUGACUAUAAGAUGCUUGCUGAACGUACUGAAGGUUACUCCGGUUACGACAUAAACAUUCUUGUUAAAGAUGCCCUGAUGCAACCAGUUCGACGUGUUCAGUCCGCAACUCACUUCAAAUAUGUGAGCGGCCCAUCUCGAAAAGACCCAUCCGUUAUUGUUCAUGACUUAUUAACACCGUGCAGCCCGGGUGAUCGAGGAGCAAUGCCGAUGAGCUGGUUGGAUGUACCUGGCGACAAACUGGCGGAACCCAUACUCACUAUGCAAGACAUGAUGAGAUCCCUGGCAACGGUGAAACCUACUGUCAAUAACGCAGAUCUUACGAAACUGGAGCAGUUCAAGAACGACUUUGGUCAAGAAGGAUAA
Necator americanus (New World hookworm) is the source of this 1299-nucleotide messenger RNA. RefSeq lists its product as uncharacterized. Gene Ontology annotation, molecular function: ATP hydrolysis activity; ATP binding. The record is from RefSeq and is a predicted model, not a curated record. Gene Ontology annotation, biological process: endosomal transport; vacuole organization. The transcript has 12 exons. The coding region runs from base 1 to 1299 and encodes 432 amino acids. Lineage: Eukaryota; Metazoa; Nematoda; Chromadorea; Rhabditida; Ancylostomatidae.